GUAGCAGCGAGCCCCGAGGCCGAGGACUAGAGGACGAGCGACAGGACGGAGAGUUAUUCGGGGGUUGGCAUAUUCCGCUUUGGGGGGGUAGGGGAGGACAUACUCACUGACAGCCCGGCGGCGAGGUUGGGCCUGUAACCUAUCACCCAGGAAAACAUGGAACUGGAGAAUAUCGUGGCCAACACGGUUUUGCUGAAAGCGAGAGAAGGGGGCGGCGGAAACAGAAAAGGAAAGAGCAAGAAAUGGAAGCAGAUGCUCCAGUUCCCCCACAUCAGCCUCUGCGAAGAACUACGGCAGACCAUAGAGAAGGACUACCACAGCCUGUGUGAGAAGCAGCCAAUCGGACGCAAGCUUUUCCGCCAGUUCUGCGACACUCGGGCGGAGCUGAGGCGCUGCAUUAAAUUCAUGGACGCUGUGGCAGAGUAUGAGGUCACCCCUGACGAGAAGAGGAGGGAGUGCGGCCAGGAUGUGAUAAACACAUACUUCAACCCAAAGUCGGAAGACCAUGUUCCCGAGGUGACGGAGGACAUGGCGAAUGAGUGCACGCAGCGGCUGGAGGAGGAGGCCUGCAAGGAGCUCUUCAAGGAGUGCACCAAGCUGAUCCACGACUACCUGAGCGUGGCUCCCUUCGCUGACUACCUCGACAGCAUGUUCUUCAACCGCUUCCUGCAGUGGAAAUGGAUGGAGAGACAACCAGUCACAAAGAACACAUUCCGGCAGUACAGGGUGCUGGGGAAGGGAGGUUUUGGAGAGGUGUGUGCGUGCCAAGUCCGGGCCACGGGAAAGAUGUACGCCUGCAAGAAGCUCGAGAAGAAGAGGAUCAAAAAGAGGAAAGGGGAGUCCAUGGCGCUGAACGAGAAACAGAUCUUGGAAAAAGUGAACAGUAGAUUUGUGGUCAGCCUAGCCUACGCGUACGAGACGAAAGACGCCCUCUGCCUGGUGCUGACCCUGAUGAACGGCGGCGACCUCAAGUUCCACAUCUACCACAUGGGUGAGGCCGGGUUCGAGGAGAAGAGGGCCGUCCUCUACGCCGCGGAGAUCUGCUGCGGCCUGCAGGACCUGCACAACGAGAGGAUCGUGUACAGGGACUUGAAGCCUGAAAACAUCCUAUUGGACGACCACGGUCACAUCCGAAUAUCGGACCUGGGACUGGCCGUGUACGUGCCGGAGGGGCAGACCAUCAAAGGCCGAGUGGGAACCGUGGGGUACAUGGCCCCGGAGGUUGUGAAGAAUGAGCGCUACACCUUCAGUCCGGACUGGUGGGCCCUGGGCUGCCUGCUGUAUGAGAUGAUCGAGGGCCAGUCCCCCUUCCAGCAGCGCAAGAAGAAGAUCAAGCGGGAGGAGGUGGAGCGGCUGGUGCGGGAGGUGGAGGAGGAGUACUCCGGAAAGUUCUCCGAGGAGGCCAGCUCUCUCUGUAAGAUGCUGCUGGCCAAAGACCCCAGCGUGCGGCUCGGCUGUCAGGGGGGCGGAGCCACAGAGGUGAAGGCCCACCCCCUCUUCCGUUCCAUCAACUUCAAGCGACUAGAGGCCGGUAUUCUGGAGGCUCCCUUCAUCCCUGAUCCCCAGGCCAUCUACUGUAAGGACGUGCUGGACAUAGAGCAGUUCUCCACUGUGAAAGGCGUGGAGCUCGAGCCAAAGGACGACUCCUUCUACACCAAGGUCUCCACGGGCAGCGUGCCCAUCCCCUGGCAGAACGAGAUGAUUGAGACGGAGUGCUUUAAGGAGCUCAAUGUGCUCUAUCUGGACGGGACGGUCCCCCCCGACCUGGACUGGAGGGGUCAGCCGUCGCCCCCACCCAAACAGGGGCUGCUGCAGAGGCUUUUUGGAAGACAGGAGUGCUGUGGGAACUGCAGCGACAGCGACGAGGAGCCCACAAGGAUUUGAGGCUCUGGUGCCAGAGCAUCCCCCCAUUUGUUUACAAUUUUUGCACAUUUGUAUUUUUAAGAUAGUUCUAUAUAAAUAUGGGAAUGUAUAUUUUCAGUAUAUAGCCAUACAGUAAAUGUUAUUUAAAAAGAAAAAAAAAAAAGGUCAUGCUAACGUCAGUCUGCUCACCUGAGAUUUGGCCAACAGCAGGUAGGCCUGAUUCUCACCCGCCCCCCCACCCCCCAUCCCUGUGCCGAUGCACUCUGUACUUUUUAACAAUUUUUUUUUUUUUUUUUUUAAUAAUCCACCCCCUCUAGAACUUCAUGCUCACUCGAUUUACUGUUUUAAAUCACUAGUACAUGACAACGGAAGGAAAGUAAUUUAGUGAAUUUCCCCAAAGUACGACCGAAUCUUUGAGAAGAACUGAACAGCUAACAGGCAGUGAUUGAGCACGAGGCUUCGAGCCACUCAUCAUGAUUAUUUAUUAUUUCUGUUCAGAUGGAAUUUAAUGAGUAAAACUUAUCAUCGCCUGAAAUAUUCUGUGAAACAGAAUUGGGGGAUAAAAACCCCAUUCGUUUAAAUUACGCAGACUCCUUUCGCUGAUUGCAGCAACAUUGUGUUCAUGUGUUAAUUUGUAGAUUUUUUAUUCAGUUCCUGACAGUUGCGCUUUUUUUAUGAAAAUGAAAUGUGAACAAAAAGCCUAAAAGGUCUGCCGGACUGAGAGGGGUUCAGCGGGUCCUCCCGGACUGAGAGGGGUUCAGCUGGUCCUCCCGGGCUGAGAGGGGUUCAGCGGGUCUUCCCGGACUGAGAGGGGUUCAGCUGGUCCUCCCGGGCUGAGAGGGGUUCCGGGUCAUUCUGCGCCAGUAUUGCGUCCCCUCUGCUGAGCUGCAGCACGGAGAGCAUUAGGGUUCGAGGCUCGGACUCCGCGAUAGAUAGGGUUUGAGGCUCGGACUCCGCGAUAGAUAGGGUUCGAGGUUUGGACUCCGUGAUAGAUAGGGUUCGAGGCUCGGACUCCGCGAUAGAAACUCAAACACAACGCAGUACUGCACAUGUAUGUACACACCUUUAGCAUGCUGUAUGUAACACGCAUCGUUAGCGCCCUGAAUUUUGGGAUAGCGAGCGGCAGGACGUUUUUCGCUCUUCACCUUAUGUCUUCCUCAUCCUGUUUCUUCUCUCUGAAUAAUAGAUUAAGGAAGUUUUUUUUUUCCUUCUAAAUUUGGUUAAAGGAGAGAAACAAUAUUACGCCCUCUAGUCAUUUUUCAGAUGCCAAAUGAAACACAGCAGAGCGGAGCAGCGCGUUUUUAGCAUUUGUUAGCAGAGAAUAUUUUUGCUUGAAAAUGAGAUGGCCAGUUAAACUUGCUUUCGUAUUUCACUUGAAACCUUUUAAACCUUUCAUUUACCGAAGCACUUAAGACCAAAAUGAGCUCAUUUUAUUUUAUUUUAUUUUAUUUAGCAGCCUGCAUCUAACAGUGCCUUUCUUUCAAUGUGUUCGGUGUUUGUUUUGCAAGGUGCUGUGUAAUGAUCAUUUCUGUGUCCUUGUGCUAAAGUGGGUAAUCCUGUCGGUCAGCGUAGGGUAGGAGAGGCCUGUCUGUGCUGUCGCUGUGCUGUUACGAUAUCUGUGCUGUAUAAGAGACUUACCCCACAAUCAGGAGCGCACAUUUUAAACUGAACUCUUAUUGUGAUUGGCUGAGCCAGCGGGAAUGGAAGGGGGGCGGGGUUCUGGGGGCGGGGGGGUAGGAAAGAAGGGUUGCUUAGAUGAUGGAGACCCUACUUCACACAGAGACGAAUGCCUGUCAUUUCAUUUUUCAUCUGUAAACAGAUUUAUGUCCUUCCUUCUCAGAUUAACUUUACUACAUUCCAGUCUAUAUUGUACAGUGUAAAAUUAUUCUAAUUUUAAUUAGCAAUAAUGGAUUUUGUAUAUGUAAAAAUAAGGAUAGCGCGAGACUGAGCUUAUUUUCACUUUGUGAUGUGUUUCCCGAGCCAGGCUUUAACACUGUGAGAGGAGAGCAGGCAUUUCAGCCACUGCUGUGUCAUUUACGCUUGCCAUGCACUGAUGUUUACGCGUGUGUGAGAGUGUGUGUGUGCGAGUGUAUGUGUGUGAGAGUGUGUGUGCGUGCACGUGUGUGUGUGUGAGAGUGAGAAUGUGUGUGCAUUUGUGUGUGUGUGUGUAUGUGUGUGGAUGUAUGUGUGUGCGUAUGUGUUUGUGUGUGUGUGUGUAUGUGUGUGUGUGUGUGUGCGCGCAUGUCGGGUGUGUGCGCAGUACUGUAUGUGCCUCUGGGUCUGUCCCAGGUGAAAAGGCUGCUGGGUAGAAGGGAGAUGGUGGCUGUCCUGUGAGCAGAGAGAGCGGGGUUUCCCCCCCUGAGGGACAGGGACUAUAAGCACAAAGACACGGGUUCCUCUGGUACUGUUCCGCGGGUCUGUCGCGUUACCGGACUGCGCUCCCUGUGCCUGACUGAACGGAGCGGGUGACUGAGCGCGGGACGAGUCCCGGCUUCCCUUUAAACGCCAGGCCGUGUCCCGGGGCAGAGCCAGACCACGGUAGCUGGGUUUCCUCGCUCUGGCACCCAGCUGGGAAAAAUGAUUGUUCCGUUGUCCCAGCGCGGUGGCCUCCUCCGAUGCGGAAGUGGCGCUGAUUGGUUUUCUGACCGCUCUUCCGCGUUUUCCAGGAAUAUAGCGGUGACCUGCUGACCAGCGGCGCUUGUGUUUUUAAAACGGGGAUUUGAGCGCUGGACUAACUCUCAGAUCAGGUCACAUCCGUUAAUCAUUCAGGGGCUUUUCAGUCAAAUUCCUUUGGCCUUGUGUUCGUUACAUUUGCAGAUUCCGCCAUUUCACUGUUGUUGUUUAUUUUAUUAUUUAGUUUUCUAAUCCUAGUUUGUAAAUAAAAAAGCAUUCUGGGUGAACCUCCCGCCGGUGUAAAAAUAUAAUGGGUCCCCGAUCGUCUGACAUCGCGUGCACUGCUGCAAUAUUAUACAAAUACAUGGAGUCUACCUGUCCGUUAAUGGAGGCUUUUAAGUUGGCUGCAUGGCUGUAGGAGUAGGUUCCUAUUAUAUCUAUUUAUGUCAUUGUUUUUUAAAAAUAUUUUCUAGGAUUGUGAUAAUUUGUGGGCACAUCCUCCCGCUUGCAGGCCAGUAAAACGCUGGUUGUUUGUUUUGGCGUAUGACACCGAACACAUCCCUCUCCCCCUUUGGGCCCGUUUAUAUCUUGCAGGUUAGUUGACCAGACCUCACUGCUCAUUAAUGCGUGUGUAUUAUUAGAAAAUCGAGCAGAAAGUAAUUGGCACCUAAUGCUUUCACGCCACUUUGGAAUGAAGUAAGAAAAUGGCAGUAAGUUGUCUACCUGUCAGGCUUCCUUCCAGUGAGUGCAGGUCUGUACAGGGAGGAGAUUCUCCCUGCCCACCGGCAUCAUGCCCAUCCCCUCACACUGUAUGCUAGCCGCAUGGUCAGGCUUGUGAUUUACCGAUUCUGUUGUGAAUGAUUAGAUAAACAUUUUGUUCCUGAGCCAGAUUGGGAGUUGGUCCCAGAGACCGGCGUACCACUCCUGCUCUUUACCCAGAGUGCAGUGCAGCGGUCAUCCCACGCAGUAAUUGGGUUACACAACUCGCUCUGAUGGUGCGCAGCUGCCGAUAACGAGGUAAAUAAUUACCCAGCGGAUAUUAUUCCAAAAUUUGUGUAACCUUUCGGCGGCUUUGGCUCCUCGCGUUAUUGCAUGUGGCCAAAAAGCAGUAUUACCCAGCAUGCUUUUCCUGACGUGACCGCGCGCUUGGCUUAUUGCUGCCGCUCUGGCGCUGUUUAAUAUCGGAGAGCCCGUUAUCCUCUCAUUACUGUGUGUCGCCCUCAGGGAGUCAUUUCUGAAACCACUUUCGUGCGAUCGCUGAGUCUUCACCCCACUGAGAGGAGGGGUGUGGUUUUUUUUUGUGUUGUGUUGGCAUUGUCCCGGUGGCCCGUACGGCGUUCCCACGCGUGUACCCUCCUAACGCCCAGACUGGCUCCCACAGUCCAGCCCACCGCUGCUCGCUUUGUCCCCGAGUUCUAGUGAUGGAGUUUAAACCGGGUUUGAGCUGUCCCCCCCUCGUGCCCCCACGCCGCCUCUACGCCAGCCGCUGAACCCUCUGCGGAACGUUCCGGAAAAAAACCCGGAAAGGCUCCCUGAUGAAGAGCCAUUCAGAGGUGGGAUCAGCGCGCUGGGGCUGUUUGUGAAUGGACCUCAGGUCCUGAUGAAGUUCAGAGGUAGGAUCAGCGCGCUGGGGCUGUUUGUGAAUAGGUCCUGAUGAAGAGCCAUUCAGAGGUAGGAUCAGCGCGUGCUGGGGCUGUUUGUGAAUGGACCUCAGGUCCAGAUUCAGUGUCCCACAGUAAGUCCGUUGCCUGGUAGUUAUUUAUCCCGUUGAGUCAGUUACAUGAGCCACAGACCCCCCACAGAAGGUGGAUAUUUUUACAGGGUGGUGUUGGGUGCUUGUCCCUCUACUGUGGAAGAGAUUGCUACUGUGAUCCUUAUGUCCGUAUAAUUAGUUGGCAUAAAUAAAUCUAUAAUAACAGGCGAUUUGACCUCCAGUAUAAGACAGGGCCUUGGCAACACCAGACUGCUACAAGUUGGUCACCUGUCCAGGUGUGUUUCUGAUCGAUUGUGCUUCUCCACUCAUGGAGUCUAGAAUAUGUGUCUAAAGCUGAGAGAGCUUUGCCAAAUGCGUGUAUCAGAGUUUGGAAAAUGUAGUUUGGGGAGGGGGGGGGGUGUCAAAGUAUUUGUACCAAUACCAUCAAUUCAGAGCACCAUCAACUUCGUAGCUCGAUCACGUGACUGAAUCUGUCGGAACAUUUGGUUGUUGCUUUCGUUUGUUUUAUUUGCUGUUUGCAGCAUCAUCUGUGAAAUGUCUCUGUGCGCUUGGUUAGGUAGGGACCUGCUGAUGUAAUCAUAAUGCAUAUGAGGUCUAUAUGUAUUUCUGUAUACGGAUAUGAGAACUGCCCGAUUCUCAUCAGCUUGUGAAACUCAGUGCCAUUGAGGUAUUUUUUUUAAUGUGUUUAUAAUUUUUUUCAGUUUUGUUUUUAAUGCCUCUUUUUGUGACGUUGAGGGGGGGGAGGGGGGGGGUUAGGUGAGGUGAUGUACGUCCUGCACGUAUAAAACUGGAAUCUCACGCACAUGCUCAGUCUCCUCUCUCAGCCUGAUGAUGGUAAUGUGCACUUUGUGUGGAUAACAGUAACUCGUGUGCCAUACGGUUGUCCAACUGCCAGUGAAAGUCGACGUGUUACGCGUCGUAAGAUUAGCUAGUUUGGGUCCGCGAUGUCAAAUACAAGCAAAGUGUUUUUUCAUGUGGAGCAGGGGUGUCAGACUCCAGUCCUGGGGGGUCGCACUGCCUCCUGGUUUUCAAUGAGUUUCAGCAAGAGAUUUAUUUUGGUCACUGUUUGAGUUAAGAUUCCACAUACCCUGUUCUCAAUGCUAAGUGGCUUCAGACUGAAAGAAAACUACAAAUACCUGCAGGCACUGCACUCCCUCCAGGACUGGAGUUAAACCUUCAGUCACAGCGCCCCCUCCAGGACUGGAGUUAAACCUGCAGUCACAGCGCCCCCUCCAGGACUGGAGUUAAACCUGCAGACACUGCGGCCCUCCAGGACUGGAGUUAAACCUGCAGACACAGCGCCCCCUCCUGGACUGGAAGGUGACACCACUGACGCAGAGUGUAUAUCCGUUAUGAGUACACCUCGCUGUUAGCCCCAGCAGUGUUAGUUACCGCCAUCUUUAUGAGGUCCAAUCGAACGCACAGCCUGGCAGCACUCCCGCGGUCCUCUACCAUGCCGUUCCAGAAGGGGGCAGUGUUGACACCACAGAGUACUCUGUAUAACAGGUUAAUUAAGGACACUGCUGCAGCAUGUGCUGAGUGUGAAUGGUGCCCCCUGGUGGCCGUGGUGGUGAUAACUAUGACAUGAAUAACUGCAGUGUUCUGUUCCUCUAUACAUCUCUCUCCAUCUCUCCAUCUCUCUCUCUCUCUCUCUCCCCUGUACCCUGGACUCUUCUCUGCUUCCCGUCUGUCUCCGUAUGUGCCUGUGAAACUCUACGUUCACUCUGGCCUUCUGUGUAACUUUUCAGUUUGAAAAUCUAUAUUUUUUUGCAUAAGCACUGUACUUCAAUAAAUAAUGUUUUGUUUGGUUA
Molecule: messenger RNA, 8001 nt
Organism: Anguilla rostrata (American eel)
Lineage: Eukaryota; Metazoa; Chordata; Actinopteri; Anguilliformes; Anguillidae
Gene: grk6
Product: G protein-coupled receptor kinase 6
Exons: 17
Coding region: 157-1884 (575 amino acids)
Biological process (GO): signal transduction; regulation of signal transduction; protein phosphorylation
Cellular component (GO): cytoplasm
Molecular function (GO): G protein-coupled receptor kinase activity; ATP binding
Source: RefSeq, a predicted model, not a curated record